AUGGUGAGACUUGACCGUCUUAUUUUCAAAAUCCACGUUCUCACUGACUCUUUUUCGCUGGCAGGCACUCCUCAAGAUAAUGAAGCAUAUGAAGGCGCUCUCGGCUUGUGUGCAAUCUUAAAGAAGGAAGAGGAGGAGGAUUCACAUUCCCAUUCGCCAUCGGAUUCAAGUGACGUGCCAACGCCUCCACAGCAGCAAAGCUCUGGGACCUCUCAAGAUCCGAGACUCCCUGCAUCAGAUGAUCAACCAGCCGUUAAUAGUUCUGAGGAGAAAGACGAGCACUUAUCUCCCACUGAGCUGCCGUGGACCCCUAGGAAGAGCAGGUCGGCUUUCAAACGCGAUUCUUCAGCAGCUAGAUCCAAGGACGUUCUUCAAGAGUGCCAUUCACAAGCCUUUGCUCGAAGAGAAAAAGUGACGGAUGUGCAUGCUGUGCCACAUCAAGUUGAGGAGAACUUGGAACUUCCAUCAAGGCACAAGCUGCCGAGAUACUCCGUUGGUGAGGAGCAGCAACCAACUUUCCUGCAUGACAGCCAUUUGCCAUUUCCUGGGAUUCGUGGAUCCAGGAGCUUUACAUACCAGAUGCAGGAUAGCACUCUCGGUUGCCGUUCAAACGUCGGACAUAAGGAUGGGCUACCCAAGCCGGGACUGAGGCUUUCCGGGUCUGCAGACGCAUUUCAAUAUGCCAUGGGGGAAGGUGUGAGCAAUUCACCUGCCAAUGAGCGCUUAUUUUCUGUUGGAAGACUGCAAGAUUCUAUUUCCCCUCGCUCGGCGUCUGUUCCGCACACUCCAGUUCGACGAAAGCUUUCUCGCAAAGGCAUUCCAUCAAGGGGUGAUUCGGGCAUUGAUUUCAGCCCGCUAAUUGAGCCAUCUUCCCCAUGCAAGGCGGUCAGCCCAUGUGUUCUUCCGCGAACAGCAGCUGAGCCUCCUGUGAUUAAUCAACAUAGAAUGAGUGUAUCAGCUGCUGGUUUGGAAUCUGACGAGCAUUGUGCAAGCGAAGUCUCCAUCGAGAAGCUGGAGACACUUCGACCUGGUAGCAGCAAGGAGGAUGACGCGACUUCGUCCUUCUCAAAAGAUGUACAGUUGCGUCUUUUUGAAGACAGGAAGGCAUCAACUAGUCCUGGGACACCCCGCAUGUUGAAAGCAGAGCCGUACAGUGUAUGUGCUGGUCCUUCAACCAGCAGACUCGCUGCUCUGGGUACUCAUGACAAGAUGCGUUCAGACAAGAAAGUUGCAGCUGCUGUUGCGGCAGCAUUGAGACUGUGCGUACCUGAGAUUGCUGGAUCGGGGUCCUCUUUCAAGACAUCUAGUUCGUCUAGUGACUGUUCUGAAGGGCGCUGCCAUGCAAGUCCUGGCACUGAGGAGUCUCCACCUAAAGCAGGGAAGGAGGAGAAUAACACAACCUCUGACCUUGCACUUCGUUGUCACAUGAAGCUUCCAUGUGGAAUGAUUAGGAAUCAGGAGAUUCUCAGCGCUUCUCCUUACAACCUUAUCCAGGAGGGGCUCACUAAUGAUCCCUGGAGGGUCUUGGUCGCAUCGAUGCUUCUGGAAGGUCAUCCUUCUAAUAUGGUGCGGCUUGGAGUAAGGAGGUUGUUUCAGAAUCUUCCUUCAGCAGAUGACGUCUUAUCUUCUGACAUUCAGACACUGCAACAAAUCGUAGGCAGUGCAGGAUUUCAUGAGAGAUGGGCUAAGAACUUGCUUAUAUUCACCCGAGAAUUCUCAUCAGGAAACUGGGCUCGGAUAACUGACCUUCCAGGAGUUGGCAGAUAUGUUGCAGAUGCAUAUGCUAUCUUCGUUGAGGGUUGCGAGCUAGCGAACACCUUCAACGACCGGGAAGGAGUAGCGCGCACGGUCACGGCGCUCUUCACGGACUGA
Closterium sp. Naga37s-1 is the source of this 1872-nucleotide messenger RNA. The record is from the annotation of a GenBank genome assembly. Lineage: Eukaryota; Viridiplantae; Streptophyta; Zygnematophyceae; Desmidiales; Closteriaceae.